UCUUAUGCCCAGAGUUGCAAUUUGUGAACCAGCGGUGAUGAAAUCUAGCUCUGGACGAAUCAGAGGCGCCUGUCAACUUCCCAGGUGGGAUUGCUUGGAGUUAAUAGACUGAACUCAGAGCCCCGAACGAACACAGUGCAGUCAGGGCACGCAGAGAACACCCUGCAGAGGCUUUCCAAGAAUCCCUCGGCAUGGCAAGAAAAGGCUCUUUCGGGUCAUACCAGGUGAUAUCUUGGUUCACUUUUGCCAUUGGCGUCAACAUCUGCUUAGCAUUCACAGCAAGCAGGAUCAAGAGGGCAGAAUGGGAUGAAGGACCUCCCACAGUGUUAUCUGACUCUCCGUGGACCAACACCUCUGGAUCCUGCAAGGGUAGAUGCUUUGAACUUCAAGAGGUUGGACCUCCCGACUGUCGGUGUGACAACUUAUGCAAGAGCUACAGCAGCUGCUGCCAUGACUUUGAUGAGCUCUGUUUGAAAACAGCUCGUGGCUGGGAGUGCACCAAAGACAGAUGUGGAGAAGUACGAAAUGAGGAGAAUGCCUGUCACUGCUCAGAAGACUGCCUGUCCAGGGGAGACUGCUGUACCAACUACCAAGUGGUCUGCAAAGGAGAGUCACACUGGGUAGAUGAUGACUGUGAAGAAAUAAAAGUUCCCGAAUGCCCUGCAGGGUUUGUCCGCCCUCCGCUCAUCAUCUUCUCUGUGGAUGGGUUCCGCGCAUCGUACAUGAAGAAAGGCAGCAAAGUCAUGCCCAACAUUGAGAAACUACGUUCCUGUGGCACACAUGCUCCCUACAUGAGGCCUGUGUACCCCACAAAAACCUUCCCUAACCUGUACACUUUGGCCACUGGUUUAUAUCCAGAAUCCCAUGGAAUUGUUGGCAACUCAAUGUAUGAUCCUGUAUUUGAUGCUACUUUCCAUCUUCGGGGGCGAGAGAAGUUUAAUCAUCGAUGGUGGGGAGGUCAACCUCUAUGGAUUACAGCCACCAAGCAAGGGGUGAGAGCUGGAACAUUCUUCUGGUCUGUGACCAUCCCUCAUGAGCGGAGAAUCCUAACCAUCCUCCAGUGGCUUUCAUUACCAGACAAUGAGAGGCCUUCAGUUUAUGCUUUCUAUUCUGAGCAGCCCGAUUUCUCUGGACACAAAUAUGGCCCUUUUGGCCCUGAGAUGACAAAUCCUCUGAGGGAGAUUGACAAAACCGUGGGGCAAUUAAUGGACGGAUUGAAGCAACUGAAGCUGCACCGGUGUGUGAAUGUUAUCUUUGUUGGAGACCAUGGAAUGGAAGACGUGACAUGUGACAGAACUGAAUUCUUGAGCAACUAUCUGACUAACGUGGAUGACAUCACUUUAGUGCCUGGAACUUUAGGAAGAAUUCGAUCCAAAUUUAGCAAUAAUCCUAAAUAUGACCCUAAAGCCAUUAUUGCUAAUCUCACGUGUAAAAAACCAGAUCAGCACUUUAAGCCUUACAUGAAACAGCACCUUCCCAAACGUUUGCACUAUGCCAACAACAGGAGAAUCGAGGAUAUCCAUUUACUGGUGGAUCGCAGAUGGCACGUUGCAAGGAAACCUUUGGACGUUUAUAAGAAGCCAUCGGGAAAAUGCUUCUUCCAGGGUGACCACGGCUUUGAUAACAAGGUCAACAGCAUGCAGACUGUUUUUGUAGGUUACGGCCCAACUUUUAAGUACAGGACUAAAGUGCCUCCAUUUGAAAACAUCGAGCUUUACAAUGUUAUGUGUGAUCUCCUAGGAUUGAAACCAGCUCCUAACAAUGGGACACAUGGAAGUUUGAAUCACCUACUGCGGACCAAUACCUUUAGGCCAACAGUACCAGAGGAAGUCACCAGACCUAAUUACCCAGGGAUUAUGUACCUCCAGUCUGAUUUUGACCUGGGCUGCACCUGUGAUGAUAAGGUAGAGCCAAAGAACAAAUUGGAAGAGCUCAAUAAACGUCUGCACACCAAAGGGUCCACAGAAGCUGAAACCAGGAAAUUCAGAGGCAGCAAAAAUGAAAACAAGAAAAACCUUUAUGGAAAUUUUGAACCUAGAAAAGAGAGACAUCUCCUGUAUGGACGACCUGCAGUGCUUUAUCGGACUAGAUACGAUAUCUUAUACCACAUGGAUUUUGAAAGUGGUUAUAGUGAAAUAUUCUUUAUGCCUCUCUGGACAUCAUAUACCAUUUCUAAGCAGGCUGAGGUCUCCAGCAUUCCGGAGCAUCUGACCAACUGUGUUCGCCCUGAUGUUCGCGUGUCUCCAGGAUUCAGUCAGAACUGUUUGGCCUAUAAAAAUGAUAAACAGAUGUCGUAUGGAUUCCUUUUUCCUCCUUAUCUGAGCUCUUCCCCAGAAGCUAAAUAUGAUGCAUUCCUUGUAACCAACAUGGUCCCAAUGUAUCCCGCUUUCAAACGUAUCUGGACUUAUUUCCAAAGGGUUUUGGUGAAGAAAUAUGCUUCAGAAAGGAAUGGGGUCAAUGUAAUAAGCGGACCCAUUUUUGACUAUAAUUACGAUGGCUUACGUGAUACCGAGGAUGAAAUCAAACAGUAUGUGGAAGGCAGCUCUAUUCCUGUCCCAACUCACUACUAUAGCAUCAUCACCAGCUGCCUGGACUUCACGCAGCCUGCAGACAAGUGUGAUGGUCCCCUCUCUGUGUCCUCGUUCAUCCUUCCUCACCGACCGGACAAUGACGAGAGUUGCAAUAGUUCAGAGGAUGAGUCAAAGUGGGUAGAGGAACUCAUGAAGAUGCACACAGCUCGGGUCCGGGACAUUGAGCAUCUCACCAGUUUGGACUUCUACCGGAAGACUAGCCGUAGCUAUUCAGAAAUUCUGACCCUCAAGACAUACCUGCAUACAUAUGAGAGCGAGAUUUAACUUUCUGGGCAUGUGCGGUGUAGUCUCAGCAACUGGUGUAUAUUUUUAUAUUGUGUUUGUAUUUAUUAAUUUGAAGCAGGACAUAAAAAACACUUAGUAUUUUAAUCCUAUACCAAAUCUGACAUAUUAAGCCUGAAUGACUCCUCUAUUUUUCCUCUAAUGCUUGAUUUAGACAGAGUUGUGUUCUGAGAAGAGCUUGCAGGGAACACUGCAGCUCAUGAUCCAGGUAGAAGCUUCCACUUGGUGCUGCAGAUUGAAUAUUUGCAUUGAGGAAAUGUUAAUUUUCCAGGGCACAGUCACCCCAUGUGCAGUCCUGUUCUGUAUUGAAAUACUGAUUUUGUAAAGUUGCACUCAUCUGCUGUUAACUCCGACAAACAUAUUUAAGCCUUAUAGACCAAUCUUAAAUAUAAUAAAUCACACAUUCAGAUUU
Messenger RNA from Peromyscus californicus insignis, 3285 nucleotides. It is a transcript of the gene Enpp2, whose product is annotated as ectonucleotide pyrophosphatase/phosphodiesterase 2. The coding region runs from base 192 to 2855 and encodes 887 amino acids. Gene Ontology annotation, molecular function: scavenger receptor activity; alkylglycerophosphoethanolamine phosphodiesterase activity; phosphatidylcholine lysophospholipase A1 activity. The record is from RefSeq and is a predicted model, not a curated record. Gene Ontology annotation, biological process: immune response; phosphatidylcholine catabolic process; estrous cycle. The transcript has 26 exons. NCBI's taxonomy places the organism in Eukaryota, Metazoa, Chordata, Mammalia, Rodentia, Cricetidae.